Molecule: messenger RNA, 261 nt
Organism: Oikopleura dioica
Lineage: Eukaryota; Metazoa; Chordata; Appendicularia; Copelata; Oikopleuridae
Source: the annotation of a GenBank genome assembly
AUGAAACUUCCAGAGCCCAGAGAAAAGCUCUCAGAUACACCUAAACGAAUCGAAGUUUUGGUUGGCACUUAUCCUCAGCAGGAAUACGGAGGAGUUUACGAGCGAGAAGAUGAGAUGCUGAAUGGCAAACCGAUUUAUGUACAAAUCAAUCAGAUGCGCUGGUGUGUGGAACACAAUAAGCCGUUGUACAUGGCGGCGAACAAGAAGUGCCAGAAUUUCGUGCAGUACGUAGCCAGGCACCGGGCUCCGCAGGAACAAUAA